AGUCAUGUGACAUAAAGAUGGCGGCGCCGCGGUAGCGGGUCCCUGGUUGUGGCGUCCAAGGAGCCGCAACGGUUUCUGCCCCCAAGCUGUGGGGGCGGCCCGUAGUCCCGCGUUAGGCACCCUUUCCGGACUCAGCUGUUACUGGCGCGGUGGAGUCAGGGCAGUGCCGGAGACCUCGCUGCAGGUGCCUUGGGCCGGCCGCGCUCGCUGCGGGAGGAGGAGGGUAACCAGCUUCCCCGGUCUUCUGGGCCUGAGGCCUUGGGGCUCAUGAAGCCGUCGAGGGCUCCGGAGAAGCUACACCUCUGAGCCGGGUGUGGGAGUUUUGAGUCCUCGAGUGUGUGUGAGGCAGCCUAGGAUUCCUGAGGGCUCAAAGGCGGCCACAAGGACUUAGUUUCCUACUCCAGAGGCUCGGCGUCCCCGCGUUGACUACCCUUGCAUUCUUUCCCAGACCCUCUCCAUGUUCUCUCCUCACAUCUGGAAAUAUGAUCAGCGCCCCUGAUGUGGUGGCCUUCACCAAAGAGGACGAGUACGAGGAGGAGACUUACAAUGAGCCGGCUCUGCCCGAGGAGUACUCGGUGCCGCUGUUCCCUUUCACCAGCCAGGGAGCCAACCCGUGGUCCAAACUGUCCGGGGCCAAGUUCUCGCGGGACUUCAUCCUCAUUUCUGAGUUCUCCGAGCAAGUGGGACCCCAACCCUUGCUGACCAUCCCCAAUGACACCAAAGUUUUUGGCACUUUUGAUCUCAAUUAUUUCUCCCUGCGGAUCAUGUCUGUGGAUUACCAGGCCUCGUUCGUGGGCCAUCCCCCUGGUUCUGCCUACCCUAAGCUGAACUUCGUGGAGGACUCCAAGGUGGUGCUGGGCGACUCCAAGGAGGGAGCCUUUGCAUACGUGCACCACCUUACCCUGUACGACCUGGAGGCCCGUGGCUUCGUGAGGCCCUUUUGCAUGGCUUAUAUCUCAGCAGACCAGCACAAAAUCAUGCAGCAAUUCCAGGAGCUUUCGGCUGAAUUUUCUAAAGCCUCUGAAUGCCUGAAGACAGGCAACAGGAAGGCAUUUGCUGGGGAACUUGAAAAAAAGCUUAAAGAUUUGGAUUACACCAGGACAGUGCUGCACACAGAAACAGAGAUUCAGAAGAAAGCCAAUGACAAAGGCUUUUAUUCAUCUCAGGCAAUUGAGAAAGCCAAUGAGCUGGCCAGUGUGGAGAAGUCCAUCAUUGAACAUCAAGACCUGCUGAAACAGAUUCGUUCAUACCCAUAUCGGAAGUCGAAGGGGUCUGAUUUGAGUGCGGGUGAGGCAGAGCACACGCAGGAUCAGGCUGGUCAGACAUCCACUACCUCUAACCCUGAUGAGUCUGCUGACACAGAAGUUUACACUUGCAGACCAACCUACACCCCCAAGCUCAUCAAAGCAAAAUCCACCAAAUGUUUUGACAAGAAGCUGAAGACCUUGGAAGAGCUCUGUGACACUGAGUAUUUCACUCAGACACUGGCUCAGCUCAGCCACAUUGAGCACAUGUUCAGAGGAGACCUAUGCUACCUUCUGACCAGCCAAAUUGACAGAGCCCUUCUAAAGCAACAGCAUAUAACAAACUUUCUCUUUGAAGAUUUUGUGGAGGUUGUUGACAGGAUGGUAGAGAAACAAGGUAGCGCGCUCCUUGAGCCCGGUCAAGACAGGCCACCUUCCAGGUCUCUGGAAGAAUGUCUGAUUCCCAAAGUGUUAAUUAGUGUUGGUUCUUACAAGUCCAGCGUGGAGUCCGUGGUGAUCAAGAUGGAGCAGGAACUUGGAAAUGAGGAGUACAAGGAAGCAGAGGUGACAGAAGUGAGCAGUUUUGACCUGCAGGAGAACUUGGACUACCUGGAUAUGGAUAUGAAAGGGAGUAUCAGCAGUGGUGAAAGCAUUGAGGUUCUAGGAACCGAGAAGUCCACCUCUGUGCUAUCUAAAUCUGACAGCCAGGCCAGCCUCACGGUACCGCUGAGCCCCCAGGUGGUCCGGAGCAAGGCGGUUAGCCAGAGGACCAUUAGUGAGGACAGUAUUGAAGUCCUCAGCACUUGCCCCUCUGAGGCACUCAUCCCUGAUGACUUUAAGGCCAGCUACCCAAGUGCCAUUAACGAAGAGGAAACAUGUGCAGAUGACAGUGAGGGAGCCAUCCACUUCCAGGCAAGCAUCAGCCCCCCGGAUCUGGGGGAGGCAGAGGAGGGCAACUUGGAAAACACCCCAUCACAUACCGACUCCUCUUGCUGUAUUGGGAAGGAAAGCGACAACUUGCUGAUGCCACUUCCCACUCCUCCCCACAAGCUCUCUGACAAUGAUGGAGUGGUGAGCAUCCCUCCACAAAGCUAUAGACAGAAGGACCAGGGCUUCCAUGUGGACUUUGCAGUGGAAAAUGUCAGCCCUUCCCAAGACAACAGUUCCGAAAGCUUCCCGGCUUAUGAGCUGGACCCUAGCUGCCUGCUGGCCAGCCGGGAUGUCAGUAAAACCAGCCUGGACAACUAUUCAGACUCCACCAGCUAUGUGAGCAGCGUGGCCUCCACCAGCUCAGAAAGGACUCCCUCUGUGCAUCCCCCCGGCUCCUCUUCUGAGAGGCAUAAAAAGAGGGCCGGCCAGAAUGCCUUAAAAUUCAUCCGCCAGUAUCCCUUUGCCCACCCUGCCAUCUACUCGCUGCUCAGCGGGAGGACACUUGUGGUCCUGGGGGAGGAUGAGGCCAUCGUCAGGAAGCUCGUGACAGCGCUGUCCAUCUUUGUCCCCAAUUAUGGCUGCUAUGCCAAGCCUGUGAAGCACUGGGUUUCCUCCCCUUUGCACAUUACGGAUUUUCAGAAGUGGAAGCUUAUUGGCCUGCAGAGAGUGGCCUCUCCUGCCAGCGCUGGCACCCUCCAGGCCUUGAGCCGCUAUAGCCGCUAUACGAGCAUCCUGGAUCUGGAUAACAAGACCCUGCGUUGCCCCAUGUACAGAGGUACCCUUGUGCCCCGGCUGGCAGACCAUCGCACCCAAAUCAAGCGGGGCAGCACUUACUACAUGCACGUCCAGAGCAUGCUCACCCAGCUCUGUUCCAAGGCCUUCCUCUACACCUUCUGCCACCACCUGCAUCUGCCUGCGCACAACCGGGAAACACAGGAACUGGUGGCCAGUCGCCAGGUGAGCUUCCUGAAGCUGAACCUGGGUCUGGUGAAUGAGGAUGUCAAGGUGGUCCAGUACCUGGCCGAGCUGCUAAAGCUGCGGUACAUGCAGGAGUCUCCUGGGACCAGCCACCCCGUGCUCAGGUUUGACUAUGUCCCCAGCUUUUUGUAUAAAAUCUGAGGUUGGUCCCAGCUACUGUGACAAAGACCUCUGACUCAGGGCAGAGGGGUUUAGGGGGGAAGUGGUUGGCAUGACCAAGCAGUUGUCUAAGCUUGACUGUUGAGACUUGUGUUGUCGGUGGGAAGGAAAUCAAGGUGGCCACCAUGACUGAUGACUCUGGGCAGCUUGAGUGUUGAGCAUGGGCAGAGAUGAGAGGCUGGGUCUCUCGGAAGGCAUCUGGAGGGGCAAUAACAGCCCCUCCUGGUGCCAGGUACAGAAUGGCCCAAGAUUGGGAGUGGCUCCUGUCUUCCCAAGGACUGGCAGCCAGGGCAGAAGAAGAGCCAGCGUCCCUCAGGUGGGUGGGGAAGAGCAGGAGACCAGAGCCUAGGUGGACGGAGCACACAGCCACAUUCAGCACUUGUUGACCCAGGAUGACAAAACACACUUGGCCUCAUUCAGACCCAGCUGGAGGCCCCUGAACAAGUGAGGAGGAGGGGCAGGCGCACCACCAGCUUCCUGGGCCCCAAGGCUGCAGAGGACAAGAGAGAGAGCACCCUUACCCUCGCUGCCUCACCCAGGGAGACAUGCUGGUACACUGUCAGUAGAAAUGACUGCAGGAGCUGAGCUGCUGGUCCCUGCUGGGAAAGGCACCACUCGGAGGUAGACAGAUACCCAGUACUCAGGGUGGGGCUGGCUUGCCCGUGCAGUCACCACUGUGCUCUCCUGGGGACAGCCCACUGCCUUUUCUGGACAGAUCGAGCCAUCGUUUUUCUCCUGAGAAAGGUCUGCAGAAAUGUUCAGAUUCAGCAGAAGUCAUGUCCCCCCUCCAAUGCAGUCCCCUCACCCCUAGCAACCCUUUGCAACCAUGGUACUACCUCGUACGGGGUCUUGUUGACAAGGUGGCAGCAGCAUUCUGUCUGCCUGGCCAAUGCGGUAUAAGCCCACCCAGCAGCAGUAAUCUUGGGAGGGGUUUCCUGCAGAAGCCAGGCUCCUCUCCAUGCUUCUACUGCCCUCCCCCCCGAGUCCCACCUCCACAGAAGGCGUUUUGAGACUGAAAAAAGGAAAAGCCUCUGUUCAUCUACCCCACCGCCUCCCACCCUGACCACCACCCCCGCAGGCCCCCUCCUCCCUGGGGCUUAAGGAAAAGUUUCCUGCAAGAAGAAUUUACACCUUUUUUCAGAAACUGUUUUUCCCCACAAGUAGGAAUACUCUGGAUGUUACUGCUUCUUUUUAAUUUGUUCCAAGAAAAAGGUGGUCACAGGGGCCUGAAUCAGCCACAGCAGUUGCUCCUGGGCACUCGUACAUAUAUGCACAGACUAGGCACUGCCUUCAGUGUUGCUUGGGUCCUGCUGCUGACACCCAGCCCCACUGUCAGCUUUGGGAGCACCGUUGAGGUCACUGAGGGCAGCCGCACAGGACCAGGGAGGGUUUGCCUCCCAGCGCCCUGUGAUCCUCCGUCACACAGGUGUCUGCACAGAAGGAGCGUGCCUGCUGGCACCCCCUCUCCCCUCAGAGGGCUGUGGCUUUGCACAUGAGGCUUCGACCAAGACCCUUUUGUGGCGGAUGGCGUUGCCCACGCCUCAUCAGUUUCUUUGUACCUGUGCCUGCGCUGUGCAUUUUCAGAGACAGAAGUUGCCAGCAAUGUCUUGGCAGUUUUUAAAUGUGAAAUAUCCAUUGUUUGCACGUGAAGAAGGCUGCAUAGAAAGCCAGUUCUUCUGUCUCCCUCUGCCUGUCUCCACGCCCCCUCCCUGGUGUUUUAAGUGCUGCUUCAUUUUCUAACUGGGUGGUUAACAGCUGUCUACUUAGGCAUCCAAGGUUGCAGCAGCGCAGUAUUUUGUCUUAAAGGGAAGAAAGGUCUGUGGCGCCCAAAUGACAAGAAAAUGGACAGGUGUUCAUUGAUACUGCCGCUGCUGUUUUGUCCCUGUGUUUUUACACUAGUGUGGAAACCUGCAGUUAAUGCUGCUUCUCACUUGGGAAGCUGGUCGAGGCAGCAGGUCAGUUUCUGGCAGAUGCUGAAUCGCAAGAGCAAUUGGCCUUCUAGAAGCUGAAGCAAUGCAUUACACUGAUGUUAAGUAGAAGUCCGCUUCAGUGGGUAUUUGCUUGGAGGCUUAGCCUUGAGGACGGUUCAGAAGGUUCUCAGGACUCUCAGGCAAAAGACCAGUCAGGGUGACAGAGCCACGUCUCCUGGGUGGAGCCAGCUACAGAAGGGGCAAACCGGGAGCAGCUCACUCAAACUGUUUGCUCUCAGAAGUGAAGGUGGUGUCACUGAAUAGUGGCUGAACCCCAGGACUGAAAUUUUGGUUAGGGUACCUUUUCAGAGUGGCAGUUUCAAAGGAUUACUUGACGCAGAGUAUGCUAGUUCUUAAAGGGAUAUUGAAGGUACUAGACCUGAGUCAUAGUUGAGGCAGAGAUGUCUGAUACUCUGACGCUCUGCGCCCUCCCAGCCCUGCUCCACUUUGGAAAACUUGAACCUACUAGAAAAGUCUUGUACUUAUGGCUGUUGGUGGUGGGGAGACCUAUGCAAUGGGGCUAAUCUCUUGAAGAAUUUUCAUUUGAGGUUUUUGCUUUAGUAAUAGGUUAAUGAGUUUUAUAAAGCAUCUAAAAACACCACUUCCAGAAAAUAGGUAUUAGUGCCCCUAAUGACUUCUUCAGUCAUAGGUAUCAUGUUGAAGGCCCAGGCAUUGAAGCUUUAUUCUUGUCUGAGGUCUGUUUCAGCUUCACCUAUAAGCCAUUACCACUUCCCCACCCCCCUUUUUAUAAAAACAGCCCAAGUUAAAAACCUGAUCAGGCCAGCAGUAUGCACUAAUAGUUUUCAGAAGCCCCAUUUUAGAGAACUGAAGGCAUUUUCUGGCCUUUGUGACGUGUGUGACACUGGCCUGAGCUUCUGCCUCACCUGUUCCCCUAGGAGCCUCACUCCCAUGGUGGAAAUUUAGGAUUUUAGCAGUUGUGACUUUUCCAUAGUUUACCACAAGGCUGGCAGUUACACGCAUUGCACAGGCGUUAGGAAUGGCCCACGGCAGCUCACCUGCCAUCCCCACCUAGCCUGUAAUUUCUGUUUCAAAGCAUUGCUGUGUCCAAAGCACUGUCAAUUCAACCCCAAACAAAUUACAUCUCAAAAUCCCAGAGAGGCCUGUGGACGCCCCCCAGCACCCGGCUGGGGCUGCUGCAGCUCCCGCAGUGUUGCUCAAGGCAAAGAGCUGUCUGCUCACUGGACAUCUUACAUGCAGUGACUGCCCACGUCCUAUCCAUGUGGAACGCAUACUCCCCUCCCCCAGCCCCAGCGUUGCAUGUCCAGCCAGCUUCUAGUGUCACGCCGUUGUCUGUCUGCAGGACUGGCAGCACAGUCUCAAGCUGAUGGAGAAUUCAUGGUGGGCAUGUCUAGCAUGGGAUGAACCGGCUCCCUUGGGGAGCAAUCAGGCAUCUCCUCCUUUGCCUCCCGCCUCCCUCAGGCAAACCAGUCCGCUGUCUGGCUUUUCCCCACCACUGUGAUAGAAAGUGGUAAAACUCGGAUCUUUACAGACCUCAAAAGCAAAGAGCCCUGGAUUUCUACUUCUAGCUGGAAAGCAAAGAACUGAUAACGUCUGGCACCAGACAUUCUCCUGGGCUCUCUCCUUGGGGCCAUCUCAUAUAGUCUGGUUCUGUCAGAUAAGGUUUGGUUCAAGCUACAGGAAGGCAGACGAUGAAGGUAAUAGAAGGAACACUUAGCAAACCCACCUGUAGGCAUGGGGCCUGGGCUUGCUGGGAGUCAGUUGUUCCACCCAAUAUGAAGGAGAUGAACUUGGUCCUGUGUAGUAGGGGGCCUUGGAUACAUCCAUUUACCCUCAGUUGGGGAGGAGUCCCAAAAUUACAUGUUUCAGCAGCAAAACGGCUCCCAAGUGGAGGCCGAAAACAGAGCCUGGGACCACAUCCAGCACACUGGGUGACUGCAGCACCUGCCCCGCCCCCACUUGAGCGAGCACCAACAGCAGCUAGGCCCAGGCUGCAGGGAGUGCCAGGAAGGCAGGGCCGCAGGGUACCCCUGCUGCCGCUCAGUGCACUGGGUCAGUGGACACACAGGCUCGGUUGAGAUAAAUGCUGCCUUCAAGGUGGCAGUGAAAAGCAGUCUGUGGUGAAUUCCUGUUAUUUUUUAAGAAAGCUAUUUUAUUACUGCAUGUUCCCCUGUCUGUUUGUGACUGUCACCAUGCAAGCAGCAGCCCCCACAAGUGGCUGAUGGAAUCAUUCAGCUGACGUGUGGUACCAUUUUAUCGGUGUUGCUGAACAAGAGUUCAACCAGAGUAAAUGCCAAAUAGUAUGAGAAGUGUACUUUUUAAGAAAAUUAAUUUAUUUGAGUUCAGAUAUUUUUGAAAUAAAAAAAAUUGGUUGUAUUUUUAAAGGUACAAUUCCUGUAGACAUUCUGUGGUUAAAAACUUACUGUGCUUAUUAGAAAUGGUCAUCCAAGUUUUGCACUUCAGCUUUGUGAGAAAUAAAGUUUGUUUGGGAAGGUGAUGUUUGGUGCCUAAUUACAGGAGGGAGCUAGCUCUGGGGCUGCUGACUGACUCUCAGACCUGUGAUUGUGGGGAGGGGCUUUCUGGAGGGGAUGGUACUGGGGCACACUGGUGCUCUCCCACCAGCCCCAGGUGUGGAGGGCAAAGGAUACCUCAGACACAGCACCCUCUCAGCUGCUGACAGCAGCCCUGCCACCUCUUGGGGGGGUGCCUCGUGUGGCCUGUCUAACUUCGGUUCUGGUUUAAAGCACACAACAGCAGUGUCUGAAGAACUUUCUUUAGGAUGGUCAAAAUUCAGCUUUCCUUUUGGCACCCCACCAGGUAACAAAACAUUAACAGUGGGCAGCUUUUAGAAGCUAUUAGCUUUGGGUUUGCUGUCUGCCACAGCAGGUUAGGAGAAAGCCCAGUGACUAUCAGAAGGAUAAGUACAAUUACUGGAGUCUAAUAGUUUUGCCCUAUACCACUGUCCAUCCAAAUGAAUUAAGGCUAAAUGGCUAAACAGUAUUUCAUUUGUCCAGAGGAAUUAGGUGCAGCUGUUCGAGAAAGUAAAAGUUCAGAUCGAACGCUUAACCUGUCCCAGAGUACUAACAAUGGGCUCUAAACACAUUUUGAUUAGUGAAGACACAUGAAGAAGGUUCAAAAUGGAACCCCUCCAAGGGCACAAAGAGACGAACAUGGUCCCCAGUGGGGCAGCUCUUCUCUGGCCCUGAGCAAGUGGCUCCUUGGCGGUGCCUGCCCUCCCGGCUCUGUGCUGCUCGGGGGUGGGUAGGCAGCCCCUUCAGAAGUCAGGCAGGCCAGGCAGAGGGAAGAGGGAAGCAAAGUUCUCCACAUCCUCCCGGAGAGCCCUGAUGGCAGUCUGGUGCUUCUCAUCGCCUGCUAGCUUCUCCUUGAAUUCCUUCAGGGUAGCCUUGGCACCGAUGUCCUUCUGAAUCUGCAGUGUCAGCUCUAUCCCUGUGUAGCAAGACACAAAUGAGCAUCUGGCUAGCAGUAGGGUGUGGCUCUGCUGAGGCCACAGGCCACAAAGUGGGAGAGAAGCAUGGUUCAUGCCCUAUGCUAGACUAGGGGGGAAGACAAGGGCCUGAGUCCAAAGCACAAUUGUCAAAAUGUCCCCCACAGCUGGUGAGUGUAAUACACUCAAAGAUACUAACAUUUACCUCAGCAGGGAUUCUUACAGGCACUCUUCCUUGGGCAGACAUCAGGAAAUGUAUAAGCCUCUAAGGAUGGCUUGCUGAAUGAUUUUUGCUGUCUCCUGUACCCAACAAACACUUGGCCUGGAGACAGCAAUGUCCCUCAGUGGCUGUUUCUGCACCACCCAUGGUCACAAUUAGAGCCUUCAGGUACCCAAUAAAAUGUGGCAAACUCCCAAAUUUUAUCCUUACCUCUGUGGAUAAAGUGGGCUACUUGGUGGAAGUCUUCUUCCAAGAAUCCUCGGGAUGUCAGUGCUGGGGUCCCCAGUCUUAGUCCACUGGGCCGCAGUGCACUUUUGUCACCUUUGAGAUAAAUGGGAUUCUGUCCCUAACCCACACCCAACUCGCCACUCAGCAUUUACAGAGUAUGCUUGGGCAAGAGCUGGCUCGAGGGUACUGGCUUGACCUAGCAAGAAUAGUACCACUGACCCAAAAACUAGGGGCAGGGCCCAAGGCAUCACAGAUGGGGGGAGAGAAGUGCGUUUUGGCCCGUCAUUUUUAAACAGCAAAGUCAUCUCCUGUGACGUGGCCCUUGCUCUAAAAACGAGGCUAACAUCUGGCAGGGCCUGGGAUGUAUCUCCAACUGCUGGGGUGAGGGCUGAGUCUGCAGGAGAGGCUGGAAGACAGCCUGGAUUCAGUCCCCAUCCAGAAUGGUGUAUCAGACCCCUCAGAUCACCUGAUGUCUCCCUGAGGCGAAGUAUCUUGGCCCAGAAGAAAGGCAGACAGGUGAUGAAAGGAAGGCCAAGGAUUCUCACCUGGGCAGGUGUUCUUGUUACAGGCAAUAGAACAGGCUUCUAGCACCUUCUCAGCCCUUCCACCAUCAGUGCCUUUGGAACGGAGAUCGACAAGGAUCAAAUGGUUGUCAGAACCACCUGAAAAAAAAGGUGGACAUGCAGAAAAUGCAGAAGGCUGACUCUGCCUGGUGAAGAAGUACCUAAGAAGCAUGGGCAGGGAGCGAUGGAGGCUGCAGCAGAUGAGGUGAAGGGAGUGAGCAUACCCACCACAUGCUCUCCAAAAUUUUAAUCCCCUGCUAGAAAAAAGGAGGCAGUGGUGAUUCAGUGGUAGAAUUCUCAGGGAGACCUGGGUUUCAUUCCUGGUCAAUGUGCAAGCCACCACCCAUCUGUUGUUGGAGGCUUUGGUGUUGCUAUCAUGCUGAAUGGGUUUCAACAGAGCUUUCAACCUAAGAUGGACUAGAAAGAAAGGCCUGGUGAUCUACUUCCAAAAAUCAGCCAGUGAAAACCCUACAGAUUAUAAUGGUCUGAUCUGCAACCAAUCAUGGAGAUGGCACAGGACAAGGCAGCAUUUCUUUCAAUUGUGCAUGGGGUCUCCAUGAGUCAGAGGCUGACUCAAUAGUGGCUAAUAACAGCAGCUAAAGAAAAGAUGCCCCAGGAGCUAAGAAUUUGAAAGGACACAGUAAAACAAGGUAAUCAAUCAUACAGAGGAAGGAUGAAGCUGAUGGGUAAAAUGUCCACUCUAGUGACACAGAGGACCAGAGGGCCUGACAGUUUGCUCAGCGUCCUUUGUGGUUGGUUUUCUCCUAGACAGAUUACAAUUGGCCAUUUCCUGUGUCUCUGAAAUCUGUCAGAGGCCACCUCUGUGCCUGGUCAGGGGAGCAUGCAGGUGGUGCAGCAGCCACGCUCGCCUGGCUAGCACUGUCACAUACUUCACCCCUCCCCCGGUGAAGUGGACAGAUGAUGCUACGGAGGCUAAGAGACCUUGGUGGAACCGGUCCACGGUCAUGCAGGGGUCCAACCACACUUUGGCCUGUUUUCCAAGCCCCUGGAUCUUUCCACUUUGAACUGUUGUUAUACCAGGCACCUUGAACAGGUGACAGUGGUGCUCUGGCUUGGCCACUGGGGUGUGUUUCAGGGAUGACCAAGAUGCAGCUGACUCUAAUCAAUAGCUUUGCUCUGCAGCCUCGGGGCGCAGAGUGUAAGUCUCAGCUUUGCUGCACAGCUACAGUCAGGCAGCUCAACAUUUUUGAGCCUCCGAUGCCCAUUUGCAAAACAGACCAGUAGUUCACGAGGUUGUCAGGAAGCCUAAAUAAGAUACUGUGUAUUGUCCUUGGCACGGUGCUGGCACUCACAAAUGUGGGCUGCUGUUAUUGCCACUGUUACCUGCUUUGUUGCACUGGGCCACGUCUGCAGGGAACAAGAAAAAGACAGUGACCAGAGUGAAAGCAGGCCUGGGAGGCCACACAGGUGGGAGACCUUCUCCCCCAAGUCACCACAGGGCUGCCAAGGCUGUUAUUGGAUGCCUGGGGCCGGAGGGAGUUUGGCUUACAUCCUAGUAACUCAAAGUGUGGUCCCCAGACCACCAGCAUCAGCAUCACCUGGCAUCUGGUUAGAAAUGCAGAGACUUGGGUCCCCCAACCCAGACCUAGAGAAUCAGAACCCGCAUUUUAACCAGAGCCCAGGUGACUCGUGUGCACGUCCAAGCUUGCGCAACCGCAACACUGACCUCACCCUCAGGAGGAGACCCUUCCAUGGGAAGGUGUGAGGCAUUUCUCUAUAGAAAGGCACCACAGCCAGGCCUUGUUCCAAAUCCCAGCCCUGCCACAUACUAACUGUGUGGCCUUUAGCCUUCUCUCAACCUAAGCCCCUUAUGUCAUACAUAAGCACGUGCCCAUCUUUCAGAGCCAGGUAACAAACACCAGCUACCAUGACCAUCAUCAUGGCACAUGGAGAAGGUGUCUGGCACUGUGAGAAAGGGGGAGACUGGACAGGAGGCCCUCCAGCCUGAGGGUGUGCUGACUUCUGGGGUGGUCCCAAGCCCUCACCCAGCUACAGUGGCAGAAACCGGUUGACUGCCCCAUUGGCCACCCCAUACUGGGAUAAGUGGGGUGCCAGGCUUAAUGCCCCCACAAGGAAGGGCACCUGUGGACCGGCCACAUGGCACAACAUUGCUUCUGUGGGUACCUGUCACUAUGCUGUAGCCCAGCUCCAUUAGGGCCUGGGACAGGGCCUUGCAGUUGGCCACCACCUGGUGCUGAUAAGCUAUGAACUCCGGAGUCAUGGCUUGCUUCAGGGCCACAGCAACCCCUGGGUGGGAGGAGAGAACGUUUCAGAAAACAGGGCAGGAUCAACAGGAAAAAAUCUGUUUCUAUGUGAGCCGCCUUAUUUUUCAGUGUCACCAAAGGGAGGUGGAUUACAUUUGUUUUCUCACAAAAUGGUAAUUUUUCUAAUUCUACAAUUACCUGGCUAAAUUUCCAGCCCUUUAUUGGAGAAGAUUCUUUCUGAGGAACUGCCUUUUUUUUUUUUUUUAAUGUGCUCUUCUCAAUCCCCCAUUUUUUAAUUUUGUGGUCAAACAGAUAUAACAAUAACAAAAAAAAAGUGGCCAUUUCAACUAUUUUUAAGUGUACAAUUCAGUGACAUUACUUACAUUCACCAUUUUGGGCAACUAUCACCACUCUGUAUUUCCAAAACCUUUUCAUCACCCCAAAGAGAAAUUCAGUGCUCCUUAGGCAAUAACCUCCACCCCCCCCCACCCCUAGUAACCACCAAUCAACUUUGGUCUCUACACAUUAGCUUGUUCUGGAUAUUUCAUUUAAGUGGGAUCAUAUACUAUUUGUCCUUUUACGUGUGACUUACUUCACUAAACAUAAUGCAGUGGUAUGUAUGAGAACUUCGUUUCUCUUCACGGCUGCGUAAUAUUCCACUGAAUAGACAGACCACAUUUUGUUUCUCCCUUCAUCAGCUGAUGUGCAUAGGGGGUGUGUCUACCUCUAGAUACUGUGAACAGUGCUGCUGUGAACAAUGGUGUAGCGGAACUGCUUGUGAGGUAACUUUUUCCCUAAGCAUGGAUGCUUAGUGCUACUAAGAUUAUCGCAGAAAAAGCUCUUCUUGGACAAAAUGAGUGUUACUACUCAGCUGCCCAAAGGCAGAUUUUAUGCCCGAUCAUGCAGCUGUCUUAGAGUCCAUGGCCCCAUUCUACUCUGCACCAUUCAAGCCACCUCCAGAAUCCUGAGUCAACUGUGAGUGCUGCUCAGGGAGACAGAAAACUGGAGGGUGAUGGGAAAGUCAGUGCCUGAGGCCUGGCACAGAUGGCCCCACUCUGUGUUCGUGGGCCUGAACACCCUACCCCCAAGGCUGAAGAAAUGUGAAAAUGCCCCGUGCUCCCAGACUUCUCUCCACCUGCUCACACUUCAAAUUCCCUUCUUUGCUGCUUUCCCCAGUUCCCUCUUUUUAAACACUAGUGUUUCCCUAGAGAAAGGUCACACAUUUGUCACUGCUCCUCAGAUGAAUACGUUUCGUCACUUGCUUUCUCCCAAAGAAGACAUGGCAUAACUCCGAGACAGAGCAUUUCCUAACCAAUCGCAGUAAGAAAGGAGACUAUUUAACGAGACCUCCAGUUGUCAGUGGAGACAGACCUGGGAGUCAGUGAUGUGGGAGGAGACACCCAUCAGGGGGAAGUGCCUUGUCUGAGAGCCUGCUCCGUUGCAGACGUCCUCUCACAUCCCUAUCUGCACCUUCUCGUGGUCAUGUUCCUUCUACACACUUUAAGGCCCCUGCCCUGACCUCAGCCUUGCCCAAUGGUGACCACAUGUGAGGAGUGGCUGUCGCCUCUCUCUAGUCCCUACCUUCCACCAGUCACAACUAUGUCCCUCUUCCCUGUUGGCAGCUCCUGGGUAGAGAUAUUCCUGCCACACACUUUGAAUAGAAGGUGAGACAGAAAUUAAGGGGCACAGAAUGAGCCGAGGGUAUGAGAACCACCAGAUGGCACCGUGGCCAUCGGCCUGAAGGUGCAUUUUACCAGCAAUGGCGUGGUUGUGGGGACCUCCCUGGAGGCCCGGGAAGACGGCAGCAUUGAUGAGCGACUCCAGGUUGUACAGAAUCUCUUUGCCAGUCUUGGGGUCCACACUGCGCACUCCUGGGUGAAGAAAAACAUCAGAAUGGAACCACAUGGGCUGUCCCGUGUUCUUCCUUACUUGGACUCAAGCCCAGACUGGUUCCAGCUCCCAAGAGAGCAGAGGUGGGGAGGGGUACACAGCCUCCCUGUGACUGGGAGAACUGGUUCCCAGCGCCGCAGAGCAGAGGGCCCUUCCCUUCCUGACCAGUGUCCUCACACUUGGGAAUGAGGUGUUAGGGAUGACUCGUAGGAACAUUGGUCUCAGCUGGACAUCUGUUUUCCCUGACAGCACCUCUUUUUAACAACACACAGCUGUAGUGAGGCUUUAGGAAAGUAAAUGGCAAAGUGUCCCUCCCUGAGACUGGAACAGACUAUGCCUUGGGUAUAUCUCCCCAAAAAAGGAGUGUCCAAGACGGUCACCUCCAAGAUGAUGACUUUGAAGGGGACAACAGUUAUCGGGCUAGAUAAGGGGAAUAAGGUUCCUUUCUGUUAGUAAUAAUGAGAAACAACAACUACCAGUAACAUCUAUCUAGUGCUCCUUGUGAGCCAGCAACUGCUCUAAGCAUUUUACAGCAGCCGCUGGAAGAGAAAGGGGCUAUUAUGGUAUUAUUACACUCCCCAUCUGGAGAUGAGGAAAUGUGGUGGAGAGAGGACACACCACGGCCCUAGAACACUGGCCAAGCAAGGCCCAGGGUGAGUCACCUGGGGAGUCUGGCCCCAAAUGGGCUCCACUCAUGACACCCACACAUAGUGGAAAAGGCAGAAUCCUCCCAGGCAUGUGGGAAGAGCCACCUCCCUUAGAAAUGGGUCAUCAGAGGUGUGAAGGCAGCAGGACCCUGAGAAGCAGAAAUAGGCAAGUGGAAGAGUCUAGCAAUGGGAGCUGCGCAGAGAUAAGAGUGAUCCGUUACUACAGGGCUUGUUUCUCUUCUGACUCAGGUUCAUUCAUAAGUUCUCACCACGGGCUGAACGAGGACCUGAUUACUAGCUCGGUCUUUCCAGGGUGAGAUUCCCCAAUUAAGCGGGGAGUCUAGAUGUGGGCUAUAAAUAUUCCACAACUGGAAGAGAAAUUCCUCACUAAAAUUACUAAACUGGAAUAAUGGUUUUUACAUCAGUGCCUUACAGUUUGGUUACUGUGAGUCUUUUUUUGGAGAAACAUGCUAGAGCACAGUGAAUUCACCAAGAUGAUGGCUGUAUGGCAGGCAGUGCCCAUUCAAACACCAUUCAAACACCACCUGCCUCUCGUGGCAAAGAUUAGCUAAGACAAGGGGCAAGAGGCACCCAGUACAGUACAGACACACAACGGUGCCAGUUCACUUCCUCUUUUCCUUGGACUCAGUCACACAAGGAACGAUAGGAGAGCUGCCGCUCGGGAUUCCUCCUCCAGUCCUUUCUGCAAAGCCGCCAUUGUUCCUUCCCCAGAUAGCUCUUCAAGGGAUCCAAGGUCAGAGCUCGUUCCAGUUCCUUAAACCAAAUCUAAAUCCCCCAGGAGAAACACAAACUACUCCCGUGUGCCCAGGCCCUCGGGAAGCAAACCUUUCCUGUAGAAGAUCAUGCCAGCCCGGCAGCCUCGCAGAGUCUUGUGGGUGGUGGUGGACACCACGUGGCAGUAUUCAAAAGGGGAGGGCACCACGCCAGCUGCCACCAGCCCACUGAUGUGUGCCAUGUCUGCCAUGAGAUACGCCCCGUUAUCAUCGGCAAUCUUCCUCAGACGGGAGUAGUCCAGGUUUCGGGAGUAGCAGCUGACACCUGGGAGGGGACAGUGACACUGUCACAUCAGAGAAGGCCCUAGCAGCGGGGCCAGGUGAACUGCAGAUGAACAGGCGGAUACCAGAUGUGCAGAUUCGAGAGCCUAGCACUGCCCUCUGCCGCCCAAGACCUCUGAGAACAAAAAUGGAUAAGUGCUAAAGGCAACGACACUGACCAGCCCUUGAGUGUCACGGUGAUCAGGGUGGCUCCCACUAGGUUACCACCCCCGAUUAGUUAUUCCCCUGGUACUGACAUCAGCAUGCACACACAUUUGUCCUUUCGGCUGUUACUCCACACCUGAAUUUCUAAGGUACUUUACAUGGGGUGUGGCUCCCCGCUGAAAAAAACAAUACUUAGUCCAAGAAACACUGCUACCCAGGGCAGAAACGACAAUAAGCUACAGGGUGGGAAGCUACAGGUCAAAGGCACAUGGGAUCUGCUGACAACUAAGGCUGCCUUCAGCCCAGCGAGUCACCUGCAAUGAUCAGCUUUGGGUGGAAAAGGCGGGCAUUCUGCUCCAGCUGGUCAUAGUUGAUAUAGCCAGUGUCGGGGUUCACCUGUGGGAGGCAAGACGGUGGCUCAGCCUUCUCCCUCUGGCCACCCUGUGCCCACUCUUCUUGAACUUGAGCCAGCUGUCAAGGUUACAAUGGCUUCUUCCGAGUCCUCGGGUGGUGCCGACAGUUAACAUGCUUGGCUGCUAAACAGAAGGCUCGAGGUUUGGGCCCACCCAGAGAUGCCUCAGAAGAAAGGUCCGGUGACCUAGUUCUGAAAAAGCAGCCCGUGAAAACCCUAUGGAGCACAGCUCUACUCUGACACACGUGGCUCACCGUGAGUUGGGCUGGACUAGACAGCUGGUUACUAUGGCUACAUGGUCCAAAGCCCAUCUUCAAGAUGAGUUUUGGCCAAUUAUGAUGUCUGGAACUGAAACACCUAGCCCUUCAAUGAGAAGAAAUGAACUAUCACUUGCACACCAAAGAGCACACGCACCCUUACAAGAACUGAGACAGAGGCUAAGUAAAAAUCAAAUGAUCAACAGACUGCAACAGACAUCUGAAAGUGGAAACCAGCACCCAUCAGUCAACAAUACUGUGUCCGCUAUUCACCAGACUGAGAGGCUCUGGUGCCUUCUGUUCAUGGUGGGAAAGACAGCAUACCCCAGGAACGGCACGUCUGACAAUGAACAAUGCAGGCAGCAGGCUCCUGACAUGAUGCGGUUACCUUGUGCACUGCCUGGGUGACGAAUACGCACGAACCUCUUCUCUGCUGUCCUUAAACCUGCAUGGAGAAACCACCAUGCCUCCCAGGAGCCCUCAAAUUCUAUCAUGCAUUUUUAAAUCGUGUUGUUUCUAUGGACAGGGCCCCAGGCAGCCCUGGGCACUGGUUUUGACAGUUGUUGUUUGUUACAGUUAAUUCUGACUCAUGGCAACCCCACGUGUCACAGUAGAGCUCCACAGGGUUGUUAAGGCUGUGGUCUUGCAGAAGCCGAUCUCCAGGCCUGUCUCUCAAGAUGCUUCUGGGUGAGUUCAAACUACCAACCUUUUGGCUAGUGGUUGAGAGCUUAACUGUUUGCACCACCCAGAAAAUGGUUACAUACUGGGUGUACUGUUGAUAUGGGUUAUAGCUGGCAGAGGGUAGGUCUGGGCAGUGAGGGCAGCCACAGAGUGCAGGAGCCUGGGCUGUGACUGCUAUUGCUACCACCCAGAGGCAGUGGACGUGGAGAGGUGGGCCGUGUCGCCCUGCUCUAACCUCUCUGGCUGCAGGGGCUCCCCUAACUGGCUGUGGAGGGCUGUGGCUGAUGCCCAGGAUGCUGGUAUUGGUGCUAGGGCCAGGGACGCUGCUGUUCCAGCAGCUGCUGGCCUGCUGUGAUUCUGAGCAGGGCUGUAGCUGGCUAAGGGUGGCAUCUGCUGUGGAGGUAGCUGUUUCACCGGUGCGAGGUAGGGUGCGGAUCUGGCUGUAGUUGACUUGGUGGUUGUAACUUUUAUCCUGGUUGCUGCUGUCCCAGUAAUUCUGAGAAGCUGCCAUCCCCACUACAGAUGAAACCUCCUUGGUGGUUGCCUCAAGGCAGUCCCUCUGCCUCUGGACCACAGCUUCCCUUCACUAAGUCCCAAGAGAUCUCCCUAUUCAGGGCAAGAAAAGGAGAAACAGGAGCCGUGGAGACUUCCUGUAUUGCCACAUGAACCAAACUUCAUUCCUGCAGAUGCAGCCCAACAUGGGGGUCUCCUGAGGAAGCACACCAGAGACGCAUGCACUAACCUUAUAAGGCAUGGAUUCAAAAAAGAUGGAUGUGGCCGAGAUCUUCUUCUUGUCAGUCAUGAACCCGUGGGUCAGGUGGCCCCCGUCGGGCAGGUCCAGGCCCAUGAUGCGCCCGUGGGGCUCCACCAGGGCAGUGUACACCGCAAAGUUGGCAGGGGAGCCUGCAACGGGUGGGCCAGAGCAGACACGGUUAUUUCUACUCCGGAGGCACCGUGCAGCUCCCAGGGGCUUGGGGAGAACAGGCCCAGCCUCCCACACAGAUUCCUGAGUAGGGGUUCCACGAGCCCCCAGAGGGUCCCCUGCCCCAUCCGCAUGAGAAUAAGAGUAUGUGUGUGGGGGGUGGGGAACAUUUGGGAGAAAGAGUACUGCCAGGGGAGGGGGCAGUGCAGCUGAAAGACCAUGAGCCAGGGAGGAAGAUGUGCCCACCCAGCACAGGGUCGACUUAUUUUUCACUUUUGCUUUUGGCCAGUUCUCUCAGGGAAUGUCAGCCCUUACCUGAGUAGGGCUGGACAUUGACCCCCCAGCACUGGGGGUCCAGGUUGUAAGCCUGCAGCGCCCGUUUCUGGCACAGAAGCUCCAGCUCAUCAAUGAACUCCGUCCCGCCAUAGUACCUGUGGGGGAGGGCAGGAGACUCAGACCUGCUUGGCUGACUUCCAGUCCCAGCAGAGAUGGUACACGGGCAGAGGCAGAGGGGCCCUGCACCAGCCCCAUUCCUCUCACUGGGGCCUCUGGGACCUCGAGUAGAAGACCAGACCAGCUGUGCCGCCGAGCAAGCACCUCCUCAUCUGUAAGAGUGGGUACCCACUAAUUGUACACUUUAAUGGCGAAUGUAUGGUAUGUGCAUUGUACCCCAAUAAAGCUGUUAUAAAAUAGUAAAAACCCCAAAUCCAGAAGUUUGGGUCCUAGAUUUGUAUUAGGGAAAGUCAUUAAUGCUAGAUCACUGCUGCUUCCAAAUACUAAGAAUACCAAGAAUAUUCGAAGGGAUGAUUUCACAUUUUUAAAAAAAUGAUAACGUAAAUAGACUUUUUCCAUUUUUAAGAGCCCUUUAAAGUGAAUAAAUGAUUGAACUACCUACACUUCUACUUAGUUUUUUUUUUAAUUGUGGUAAAAUAUAUAUAACGGAAUUUGCCAUUUUAAUCACUAUUAAGUGUACAGUUCGGUGACAUUAACCACAUUCAUCAUGUUGGCAACUGUCACCAUUUUCUAUUUCCAAAACUUUGUCAUUAUCCCCAACAGAAACUAUGUACUUA
Messenger RNA from Loxodonta africana (African savanna elephant), 19040 nucleotides. It is a transcript of the gene SMCR8, whose product is annotated as SMCR8-C9orf72 complex subunit. Gene Ontology annotation, cellular component: guanyl-nucleotide exchange factor complex. The record is from RefSeq and is a predicted model, not a curated record. NCBI's taxonomy places the organism in Eukaryota, Metazoa, Chordata, Mammalia, Proboscidea, Elephantidae. The transcript has 2 exons. Bases 483 to 3293 code for a protein of 936 amino acids. Gene Ontology annotation, molecular function: GTPase activator activity.